AUGCCUGAAUCGACAGAAGGAAAGACAAAUGAGCAUGUGAACUUUUACUGUCUUGGUGGAGGUAAUGAAGUGGGCCGUUCUUGUCACAUUGUCGAAUAUAAGGGGAAAGUGGUGAUGCUAGAUGCAGGUGUCCAUCCUGCUUAUUCUGGAAUUGAAUCUCUUCCUUUCUAUGACGAUUUUGAUCUUAGUAGAGUUGAUGUUUUACUAAUCAGUCAUUUUCAUUUAGAUCACGCAGCUUCCUUGCCUUAUGUCAUGCAGCACACCAAUUUCAAAGGACGUGUUUUUAUGACAUAUCCUACCAAAGCCAUCUACAAGUGGCUUUUAAAUGACUUUGUCCGUGUCACUACUAUUACCGAUGACAGCAAUGGAAUGGAUGAGAAUUCGAAUGCGUUUCUUUAUACGGAUGAAGAUUUGAAUUCUUCGUUGGAUCGAAUUGAAACGCUAGAUUAUCAUUCAACCAUCGAGGUUGAUGGAAUCCGUUUUACCGCUUUCCCAGCAGGUCAUGUUCUUGGAGCAGCUAUGUUUCUUGUUGAAAUGGGUGGUCUUAAAUUUUUGUUUACAGGUGAUUAUUCAAGAGAAGAAGAUAGGCAUUUAAGUUCUGCUGAAGUUCCAGAUGUUACACCUGAUCUUCUUAUUGUGGAAUCUACAUUUGGUACUGCAACUCAUGUUCCACGCUUAGAGCGAGAAAAUAAGCUUACGACAGUUAUACAUUCAACAUUACAGCAAGGUGGUCGUUGUCUUCUCCCGGUGUUUGCUUUGGGAAGAGCCCAAGAAAUUUUAUUAAUAUUGGAUGAAUACUGGCAGAGGCACAAGGAUUUGCAGAAUGUUCCAAUUUAUUACGCCUCAAGUCUUGCUAAAAAAUGUAUGGCUGUUUACGAAAGAUAUAUCAACAUGAUGAAUGACAGCAUCAGAAAGAAAUUCACAGAAACUAACGAGAAUCCAUUUCAUUUCAAAUACAUAAAAAAUGUUGCACAUGCAGAUCGAAUCGAUGACUUGAAUCCUUGUGUGAUGAUAGCAUCCCCGGGUAUGCUUCAAAAUGGUGUGUCUAGACAACUUCUCGAAAAAUGGUGUCCAGACCCAAGAAACACCGUUAUUAUGACCGGUUAUUCUGUUGAUGGUACGAUGGCUAAGAAAUUGUUAACUGAACCUGACCAAAUUCCAGCUUUAAAUAAUCCUGACGUAAGUAUCCCUAGAAGGAUGAAUGUUGAAGAGGUUUCGUUUGCUGCUCACGUCGACUAUGAGCAGAAUUCGGAAUUCAUAGAUCUUGUGCAUGCCAAGAAGAUUGUUUUGGUCCACGGUGAAUCAAAUCCUAUGGGAAGAUUAAAAUCAGCCUUGUUGUCUAGGUAUCAAAAGUUUAAGGACACGGAGGACGAAGUCAAGGUUUAUAAUCCUAGGGACGGCUCAAAACUUGAUUUGGAAUUCAAAGGGAUAAAGAUUGCAAAGGUCAUGGGACAGCUCGCUACCAGUCUUCCGGAAGAUCAUGAUACUGUUAGUGGUAUUCUUGUUCAAAAGAAUUUUGAUCUUAACUUAUUAAAGGUGGAUGACUUGCGUGAGUUUACUGGUUUGACUGCUACUGUUGUUAGAGAACGUCAAGUAUUGCGGUGUAACGUGAAAAGGAGUUUGCUUUAUUGGCAGUUUACACAAAUGUUUGGUUAUGUUAAGAUUUUGAUUGAUGAUCCGGAUGAAUACUCAUUUGAAGUUAUGGAUGUGGUCAGAAUUACAUUAGAGGAGUCUGAAGCUCUUGCAACCAUUGAGUGGCACUCUGGAAUUGUUGAUGAUACGGUAGCGGAUUCAGCUAUAGCAAUUAUAAUUAGUUGCGAUUCUAUUCCUGCAUCUGUCAAAAUAUCUUCACAUCAACAUAGUCACGCACAUAUAAAGGAAGUUCAUUCGGAUGCUGUUAAGCAGGAGAAGCAUGAUGUGCUAAUUAAGGAAGAAGAUCAAACUGCGGAGGUCAAUAAGUUCAAUUCUAGUGUCAAAAAAGAAAGCACCGGUUUGGAUUCAGUUCUUUCAGACGAUUACAGUCCUGAUAUAAGACUUAAGCAUAUAAGUAUGCUUUUGCAUGCCCAAUUUGGAGAUUCGUUUGUGACCUUACCUAAUAAUGAAGGAGGUACGAUCAUUGUAGGGAAGCAUAAAGCUACGAUCGAUUACAAGAACUUCAAUGUUGAUUGUAAGUCUAAUGUCUUGCGUGGACGAAUAGAAGGAAUACUGCGAAGAUCAUUGGAUUUGGUUGCACCACUUUCGCACGAGUAA
Molecule: messenger RNA, 2250 nt
Organism: Brettanomyces bruxellensis
Lineage: Eukaryota; Fungi; Ascomycota; Pichiomycetes; Pichiales; Pichiaceae
Exons: 1
Coding region: 1-2250 (749 amino acids)
Biological process (GO): mRNA 3'-end processing by stem-loop binding and cleavage
Cellular component (GO): mRNA cleavage and polyadenylation specificity factor complex
Molecular function (GO): 5'-3' exonuclease activity; RNA endonuclease activity; RNA binding
Source: RefSeq, a predicted model, not a curated record